Messenger RNA from Xenopus laevis (African clawed frog), 2040 nucleotides. Its product is annotated as adhesion G protein-coupled receptor E3. The coding region runs from base 1 to 2040 and encodes 679 amino acids. Lineage: Eukaryota; Metazoa; Chordata; Amphibia; Anura; Pipidae. The transcript has 17 exons. The record is from RefSeq and is a predicted model, not a curated record.
AUGGCCUCCAAUCGCAAGUAUGCGCAAGUUGAUGCACCACGCAGUAAGCUCCGCCCCCUCCGCGCCUGCAAGUGGCGAGAGACAUACACAGCGCACAGGACCCUGGAUGGGGACUGUAUUGGGCCAUCGACACACGAUCCAUCUCUCUGUGCUUUGUACAUCUUCACCGGAGUUAAUGUUACUCCUGAUGAAAUACCUGAGUGCUAUGGGAAUUCAAGUAUAUGCCCAAAUAAUUCCAGAUCAGGCGUAGCUUACUUUGACCUUACAGAAACAUCUCCUCCAACCAAUGGCAGCAAUUCCACUUCCCUCUCAGACACCAGAACCAUUACCGGCCCUGCUGGGUAUGUCAUGAAUUCCACAAGAAAAAGCAUGGAGUGUUCAGCAUUAUGUGAGAUAUAUUUGCAAGAGCAAAACAAAACUCUGAGUUAUUGUAAUCAAAAGGAUCCCAGUUGUAUUCUUCAGAGGUCCACUUACCAACUUCUGGAAGCGUCUUGCCAGAAUAAUCAGACCAAAUUAGACAUAGAGAACAUCACAAAUUCUGCCUCUGGGAUACUCAGUGACACUUCUUGGUCUAAUCUCAGCUCUUCUGAAGUCAGUACUGUGGUAAAUGGGUUCCUAGAGACUGUGGAAUUAUCAAUACUUACUUCAUUUACUAAAAAUCACAGAAACUGGAAUUUCAGCACCCAAGAGAUAGAUGUUGCUAACAAGAUAUCCCAAGAAAACUGUUCUUUCCUAACCAUAAAUGUGGGACUCAACAGCAUGAAAGUCUCAUGUGACCUCCUUCCUAAACCUGAAGAUGGAGUUGUCUUUAUUUCAUACAAGAGCCUCCACGCCAGAUUAAGUGGGAGUUUUCUCAAAUUAUCAGAGGACAUUGAAGAAAACAGCGCUGUAGUGGUUAAUUCAGAGGUGGUGACUGGAAGCAUCACAAGCCAAACAACAGAAAACCUUAACCCCCCAGUGACGCUCUACCUAAAUAAUCUGAAGGCCCAAGACUCCUCCCAAAUAUCUUUGUGUGUAUUUUGGGAUCCUAAGCUGAGUGGAUGGUCACAGAGAGGCUGUAUCAUCAUAUCUGUCAAUGUCUCCCACACUGUCUGCUCCUGUGAUCAUCUCUCCACCUUUGCUGUCAUCAUGGCUCCCUGUAAUAUAAAGGAAAAUCGUGGCCUUCACCACAUCUCCCGCAUUGGUCUCAGUGUAUCUCUUCUCUGCCUCUUUCUGUCUCUUCUCACGUUCGUCCUGUGCCGUUCCCUGAGGAGCCCUCACACCUCCAUGUUGAUAGCACUGUGCGGAUGCCUCUUUCUGGGACAACUGAUCAUAUUAUUUGGCCUACAUCAAACCCAGUUUAUAAUACUCUGCUCUAUCAUUGCUGGUUGUCUCCACUACAUUCUCCUCUGUGCUUUCUGCUGGAUGACUCUGGAGAGUGUUCUCCUCUUCCUCACUGUGAGAAACCUGAAAACAAUGAACUACUUGACAUCCCAACGCUCUCACUUCCCAACUGCCUGUCUCAUUGGGUUUGGGGUCCCUGCAGUUAUAGCUGCCAUCUCAGCAGGAGUUUAUUCUGAUGGAUAUGGUACAAGGAAACAUUGUUGGCUCAAUCUAAGCCUCAUUUGGAGUUUCAUUGGCCCAGUUUGUGUGUUCAUCACCAUAAAUACCACACUCCUGAUUUUGACAUUCUGGCUUCUCCAAGUGCAACUAGCAUCUUCACACACAAAAGUCUCGAGUCUCAAGAACACCCGGUUACUGGCCUUCAAGGCCCUGGCUCAGCUCUUUAUACUUGGAUCUACUUGGGUCCUUGGCUUGUUCCAGUGUGGAACUGGGGCCAUUGUGGCAUCGUAUCUGUUCACCAUCUGCAACAGCCUCCAGGGCGCAUUCAUCUUCCUUGUGCACUGCCUGCUCAAUCAACAGGUAAGGGAGGAAUAUCGCAAAGUUUUCAACCGACUGCAUAUUAAGAAGCCAGAGUCAGAGACUGUAUCAGGCAGCAAUGUCCCUAUGACCUUGAAAGCCAUACGCAGACAGAAUGUGCACUUUGAACUACAGAUCUGA